AUGUCAGGCACAUCUGCACGCGUCUCUAUUGCAGGGAUACCGCCAAAGGACGACACGAUUAAGGGAUCCCAACUCCCACUAGUAUUUCUGACCGACCUAGAAGAAGAUCAAAAGAACCAGUUAAUCCAGCACCUGCAAGAUAGCGCAGGAAAGACUGGCCAGUCCCUCACUCUCCAUGCCUGGCACCCAUCGCCCGAGACUCUCCAGUCCAUCGCGAAACCAGGUCCUCGUCUGGACAGCCAAGCGAAUAUCCAUGCUGCGGCUAUCCUGGCCGCCCGCGCAGGCUAUACCGGCCUUCUCGUCGCAGACGAGCUCACCAAGCGCCAGCUUACGGGUUCUCUGCGAGUAGGCGAGUACCCGACAAUCUCCGUCGUGAUGGUCUCCAUCAGGUCAGUACCAACAUCAGAGUCAGUGUCAGAACCAGGAACUGCGGGAGACCAAAUCUCGAUCCUCGCCAAACGCACCGCCGGCCCGACCUGGCCGAGAGGCGAAAAUGAGCACGAGAUUGUCUACGAGGACUUUAUGGGGGAGAUGGAGAGUUUUGAACUCGUGCCGCUUCAUAGAAAGGAGAGUCCGUUUGCCGAUUGCGGGUUGGCCCUGCAUGAUCCUGACCAGAGGCCUUUUAUUCCGGAUUCCACCGCGGUUAUGAGCUGGGAGAAGGAUCCAGUAGCUCAGGGUUUGACUAUUGAGCUUCCGGGAAGUGUGAAGCUUCUAGGAAAUGAUCAUCUGAAUGUCUUUCUCCUCUUCCGCGCUACGCCUGAGGAACAGCAAAGGACGGAAUCGGCUCUUCAGGAGGCGUUCGAGACUGCACAGAGAACCCUCCACAAAGAUAAUCAGGAAAAGAAGAGCCAGGGGUCGACAAAACAAAUCCAAGUCCACGCAAUCCCAUGGGAACACCACCACAACACGGGAACGCGCCGCCAACUCCUCGCCCUCUGGAACGCAUACCAGUCCCUCGUCCCACUCGACGAUGUCGUCCGAGAUAUCUUCCUCCUCGACGCACCGAUCCACGACCCAACGACUGUAAAGCUAAAAGUCGUCAGCUCGAGCAUCUACGGCGGCACCUACAUCGCCCACCUGACACCCUCCCACAUCCUCCCCCUCUGGAACACCAGCUGGUCAGGCAAUUGGUCCCGUCCCGAGCACGAGACGCCCGAUACGGAACUCCUCUACCCACCAGACGGCCCCUUCUAUGUAUCAACACUCAACACCGCCCUGGCAGCCGACAACGUGUUCAACAGGGCUAUUCGCGCCGAACUCUUCAAAUUCGACCCGGACUUCGACUGGGAAGGGAGUCCGCCCAAAACGGCCUGCUUCGUGCCCUGGACACCACCCGAGGAUGAUCCAAUCCGCGACGGGACCGUCGAAGACAUGUGGGACGUCUUCUGGGAACUAUACACAUACAAGCGCGGCCGCUCCGUCCCCUACGGAACAAGCACACCGACAUUCUUCAUUGACCAACCAUCAGCCAUUGACAAGACCGUUGUUGCCGUGUACGCGGACUACAUGUUUCGGUAUAAAGACGAGGAGCUUGCGAGGGAGGUGCUUGGGGAUGUGGAGCUGCCGAAGGUGAAGGGGAUCGUCUAUAAUCGGGUUCCGGCGUCGCAGGCGCAUAGUUUGUUUAUGAAUGUGAGCGUUGCGAAUAUGGGGUUUGAUGAGUUUGGGGACAGAAAGACGCUGGGGUUUUUCCCGAGGCCGGGGUGGCCGGGGCAUGGGGUUUUAAUUGAUGCGGAUGAGGGGGCGUAG
Molecule: messenger RNA, 1746 nt
Organism: Aspergillus calidoustus
Lineage: Eukaryota; Fungi; Ascomycota; Eurotiomycetes; Eurotiales; Aspergillaceae
Source: the annotation of a GenBank genome assembly